AUGAUAGAGACGGUAAACAAGGAGACUUUGGUGGAAGUCAACACAGCGCAGGUUGACCCACUGGGUCGGGCGGCUACGACAGGACAUAUGACAGAGUCGACAGAGUCGACGAGCGACUCUAACGACCUCUACGAACCAGUGCAUGCAAAAGAGAAUAGUGGAUGGUACCCUCAAAACCCAGCAGGACGAUCGGGAUACGACACCACCAACAUACCCAAGGCCAUUGCUGUGAUAGACCGAUACACCGGUGGACCGGAUUACACUAAGCAGCGACAAGAGCCACUCGACGACUGGGAACAAGCGAAGAAGGCCGCGGAACUUAAUAACGCCUUCCAAGAUGGUAGCAUUGUGUACCAACCGGGACUCUUAUGGGACAUCCCACGCCUCGCCAACUAUCGACAGACGAAUGAAGUAAACACCCCGGAAAGUCUCUCAGAAGAAGAAGCCAGGAAACUCGAAGAAGAAAACGAGACAGCCAUCAAACGGAUACAAGACGCCAUCAACUACACGAUGCAAAUUCGAAACAACAGCGAAGUUAGAGACACCCUCCAACACAUGCGGAAAACCCGAGACCGCCGCAUCGCACUACGCGGAAACACCCGAGGACAGUAUCAACUCAAGUACAAAGCAACCCAAUUUGUCUACCGACCCCAAAACGAUGGAAAGACGGAACGAACCCUCGCGGUAGCCAGCAAAUACGCCCGCAAAGCCACCGAGCAAUUGGAUGAAAUGCUAAGACAACAACAAUUCAGGGACGCCAGCACCCAGACCCGAGUAUACCAAGCAAAGGACAACCUAAGCCAACGAUAG
Messenger RNA from Colletotrichum truncatum, 810 nucleotides. Its product is annotated as reverse transcriptase domain protein. Lineage: Eukaryota; Fungi; Ascomycota; Sordariomycetes; Glomerellales; Glomerellaceae. Gene Ontology annotation, molecular function: nucleic acid binding; zinc ion binding. The record is from RefSeq and is a predicted model, not a curated record.